CAGCUGUACGACCUCCUCCUCACCGUCCCGCCCGGGUCCGUCACCACCUACGCCCAGCUAGCCACCCUCCUCGACUCUUCCGCACGCGCAGUCGGCUCGGCCCUGCGCAACAACCCGUUCGCGCCGUUCGUCCCUUGCCACCGCGUCAUCGCCUCGACCCUCUACAUCGGCGGCUUUGGCGGCGAGUGGAUCAAGCCCGGCCCGGGUGCGCGAGGACGGGCGGCGGCAAAGGCGAACGGCGACGGCGGCGGCGACGGCGACGAGGGCCGGCGCACGGGCGAGAAGCGCGAGCUGUUGCGGCGCGAGGGAGUCGAGUUUGACGCAAAGGGCUUCCUCAGGACCAAGCGCUCGCUGUGGGACGGCGGCGUCGUCGCGCGCGAGAGCGGGGCUGGAGCGGGGCCGGGCAGCAGAGGGGCCCGAACGGUCACCGCUCUCGACGACUCGCUCGUAGGCACUGCUCUCGGAUAA
Rhodotorula graminis WP1 is the source of this 468-nucleotide messenger RNA. RefSeq lists its product as uncharacterized. Lineage: Eukaryota; Fungi; Basidiomycota; Microbotryomycetes; Sporidiobolales; Sporidiobolaceae. The record is from RefSeq and is a predicted model, not a curated record. Gene Ontology annotation, biological process: DNA repair. The transcript is spliced from 2 exons. The annotation marks the transcript as partial. Gene Ontology annotation, molecular function: methylated-DNA-[protein]-cysteine S-methyltransferase activity.